AUGGAAGACGUCGGGGAGCUCGGGGGUGCCAGUCGCGUGUACGAGGCCCAGUUGGAGCGCACUAUUCAAGAGCUUAAUCGAAGAAAAGGAGAGCUAGAGGAUGCACUGCAGCAGCUGAGGGCAUCUGCAGCCAGCCCCGGCGCGGCAUUUUCGGCAGAAGACUCCUUGGAUAUCAUGACAAAGGCGUACCAGGACGUAACUGAGGCAGAGCCCAUCCUGCCACCGCUAGGAUCUCCCCUCCCAGCGCUGCUGGCCAUGCGGCGGGCCCAUCAGACCAUCGCAGAAACCAACGAGUACGCCGAUUCUCAAGCGGCUUCACUGGAGCAGCUGAAACGAAGGAUAGAGGCAGAACAAACCAGCUUGCGUGAGCAACAGGCCCUCCAAACCGCGCUUGAAGGUCGCAUCGAGUCGUUGCGCCAAGGCCUGGAGAACAGAGAGGAAAAAACGGAGGAACAAAUCGCCAAAGAACGUAUCGCCGAAUUGAAAAAACAAAAGGAUCUCUGGGACAAGCAGACAUCGAGUCUCAUGAAACAGUUGGACUGGUUCAUUGAUGAGCAUCUCGGCCCCAUGUUGGCAGCGGAGGAGCUAGGCGGCCCCGUCGUCGGGGGUUUGAUGGACAUCGACCCAGAUGAUCUGAGCGCCGGGUUUAGUGCUCAUGGCAAAUUGAAAAAGGGCAAAGACCAACCGGACCAAGACAAGCGGCAACGACGGAUCGAUGAUAUCUGGGGCCCGCAGGACGAGCAGGGACAGGCGAGGAGAAAGCAAAAGGGGAACGAAGCAGCAGCGGCAAGCGCAGAGAUGCGUGAUCUCACCGAGCAACUAAUGAAUAGGCUGAUGGAAGCAGACGGCGAUACCUCAGCAGCGUACGUGGAGAUAGCCAGGGAAUCUGCAGCAGCGAGGUUCCUGGUCCGUUCCAAGGUGGCAAUGUUCCAUCCGAGGGAUGCACGAAAGUUGCGACUCGUCGACUUUGGAAAGGAUCUGGAGGACUAA
Molecule: messenger RNA, 990 nt
Organism: Chaetomium globosum CBS 148.51
Lineage: Eukaryota; Fungi; Ascomycota; Sordariomycetes; Sordariales; Chaetomiaceae
Exons: 2
Coding region: 1-990 (329 amino acids)
Biological process (GO): mitotic sister chromatid segregation; kinetochore assembly
Cellular component (GO): nucleus
Source: RefSeq, a predicted model, not a curated record